Molecule: messenger RNA, 1443 nt
Organism: Ceutorhynchus assimilis (cabbage seed weevil)
Lineage: Eukaryota; Metazoa; Arthropoda; Insecta; Coleoptera; Curculionidae
Source: the annotation of a GenBank genome assembly
AUGACAUUUAUUCUGAUUGAUUUGACAUGACAGUUUGCUUUAGUGAUUAGUAGUGAAUGGUGUUUGAUUGAAACUGAAGUGUAGAAUAUUCCGGAAAGUUCAAUUUUAAAAUCAAAAUAAGUAAAAAAUCGACAGUUUGCUUGUUGAAUUUCAUUGAUUGAAUUGUUUUUUCAAAUAAUACAAGAAUAAUUAUACCUUUAUAAAUUAUCAAGAUGGUGGAUUACAGCAAGUGGAAAAACAUUGAGGUGUCUGACGAUGAAGAUGACACCCACCCCAACAUUGAUACUCCAUCCCUGUUCCGCUGGCGGCACCAGGCAAGAGUUGAACGCAUGGAAGAAAUAAAAAAGGAAAAAGAACAGCUAGAUACGAAAAAGGCUGAAAAUCUGAAAAAAUUAAAGGAAGCAGAGCAAAAAUUAAUAGAGGCCAAAGAAGCAAAUAAACCAGUUGAUGAUUUGGAGAAGACUUUUAAAGGUUUGGAAAUGGAAGCUAAAGAAAUUGAAAAGGAAUUUGAAGAAUAUCAGAAAAAGGAAAAGUUAACUCCCUGGAAUGUAGACACUAUAAGCAAACCUGGAUUCGCCAAAACCAUCAUUAAUAAGCGACCACCAAAACCAACCGAAGAAAACCUAACAGAGGAAGAAAGAGAAGCUAGACUGAGAAAAUUCAUCAAAGAAAAUGAAAAAGAACUCAAACAUUUUGGAAUGCUACGCAAAUACGAAGAUUCUAGAAAGUACCUGAAAGAAUACCCAAAUUUAGUAUGUGAAAACACUGCGAAUCACCUGGUCAAAUGGUGUAUCGAUUUAGAAAUGCAAGAGAAACACGAUCUGAUGGGCCAUGUGGCCCAUCAAACUAUUUGUAUGCAAUACAUAUUGGAAUUGGCUAAACAAUUGGAUUGUGACCCACGUGCUUGCGCAGAUCCCUUUUUCUCUAAAAUCAAAGAUGCAGGAGAAUAUAAAACUUCGUUUGAUGACGAAUUGAACAUGUUCAAAGAAAGAAUUAGGAAAAGGGCUGCAGAGAAACUUGAUGAACUCGUAAAGGAAUAUGAAGAAGAAGAAAGACAAAAACGCCUAGGCCCUGGUGGUUUAGACCCAGCUGAAGUUUACGAAUCUCUCCCGCAAGAAUUGCAAAAAUGUUUCGAUGCCAGAGAUGUAAAAUUGCUCCAAGAAACCAUUGCUAAAAUGGACGAAGAACAGGCCAAAUAUCAUAUUAAAAGGUGCGUCGAUUCGGGAUUGUGGGUACCACAAGGUUCAGAAGACACCCAAGAUCCUAAAGAAGAGAAAACUGAAUAAAAAUAAUCCAUUGAAAUAUUGUUACAGAUAGGUAGGUAAUAAAUUAUGACAUUACAAAAUUACUUUUUAUUUAGCAUUAGGUAUUUGUUGCUAAUUUUAAUUUCAUUCUAAAUUGUCUUUAUAUGCUAUAAAUAUAUUAUUAUUCAUUGAAAUCUUA